CUCUUACCAAGAUGUGUCUAACCCGUCUGUGGGUUAUGGACGAGGCUCAAUUGGAUCUGGUGGGUGGUCAAACGAUGUGGAUUCCCAGUAACUUCCCCUUUUUCCUAUCGACAGACUGUCUUUGGUUUUUGCCAUUUGUUAUUUUUGGAAUCAUGGAGUUUCUCUGCCGAGAGGGAACUUUCAGAUUCUUGUACUCGAGAACAGAGAUCUAAUUCGGGAGACAUCUCCAGGCACAGCGGUAGCUCCGCAGCUUUCGCAAGCCCCGUUAAUUCUGACCACAGUAUGGCAUCGUUCCCCAGUAGCAGCGCAAUGACGA
This is a messenger RNA of Aspergillus ruber CBS 135680, 316 nucleotides long. RefSeq lists its product as uncharacterized. The transcript has a single exon. The coding region runs from base 12 to 212 and encodes 66 amino acids. The record is from RefSeq and is a predicted model, not a curated record. NCBI's taxonomy places the organism in Eukaryota, Fungi, Ascomycota, Eurotiomycetes, Eurotiales, Aspergillaceae.